UCAGUGUAACUGAAAUCUUCUUGAUUAAGUAUUGUAUAGGGAAUGUUGCUAUCCAAAGAGGAAAAUUAGAACAGUGAAAUUAAUUAGAAUAAUAGGGAAGUGCAUAGGCUGAUCUUCAAGUCAAUUUAUAACCAUUCAUUUUGGGAUUUGGGCUGUUUUGAUAGGGACUAUGAAUAUAAUGUUUUAAGUUUCAUUUCUUGGCAGUGACAUAAUUUCAGUGGACUGUCAUUAUAAUAAGAUCACUGCCUUUUCGUGGUUAGGAGCAUUUUCUAAACGAAGGAAAAGGUUAAUUCUAAAGGUAGAAAUAAAGUCUUAAGAGAGGGUAUAAAGACGGUAAAAAGUACAAAGAAAUGAAGGUGCCAAAUUUGAGUAGAAAUUAGACAAUAAUAUUGUUUGAAAAUAUCAUAAGAAAGAAAAUCAAAUUACAAGGGCUGCAAAUUUCAAAAACUCUCUUUUUCUCACUUUCCAAACUCAAAACCUAUUUCAGUUUUCCAACAGUUCUCCAUAUACCUAGCUAGCUAUAGGUAUUCUUCACUUUCACCUUCAUGUCCAAGGAUCACCAUGAAAAUAUCCUGCAAGAAAGUCUACAAAAGCUUGAGCAACAACAACAACAAGAACAAAAAGAAGAAGAAGGAGGAGGGCAUGAAAAAGAUGGAAAAGGAGGAGGAGAAGAAGAGGAAGGUGCUUCUUCAAGGAAAGAUGGUGAAGAAGAGUGCAAAACACCGACUUCGAGUGAUCACAAAAUACCAACCAUUCAAAGCUGCCCACCGACACCCAAGAAGAAAGUUAGGGUAAAUUCCCACAAGAGGAAAUUAUCGGAGUUGCAGUUCUUUGAAACUACAAGAAGCGAAGAGGUAGAGUCGUUUUUUCGAUCAAACUCUGAGCCAUUUACUGUUGAGUCUCGUAGUAGCAAGAGGAGAUGUAGGAGUGCCUGAUGAAAGCAAUCUCUCUGAUCAUAUCAUCUCGCCAUGUAAAUUUUCCAUGUCGAAAUUUUCUUGGGGUUACUUACCCUUCAUAUUUUCUUCAUCAAAUUUUCUUGUUUUUAGUAUUCCUCAUGUAUGAUCGAUGCAUAUGAUACGAUCAAAGUUAGCUUGACUUAUCUCAGGGAAAAAAAGGGUUGUCAAUUAAGAGUACUAUUUGUUGGAAAUAUGUGACAAAAAAGUAAUUAUAAUUCAAGGUGGCUUGCUUCACUUUCAUGUGAACUCUUCUAUUUUGCAAGUUACUAAAAUCCUGAUCCUUUAUUCAUUUAUGGCUACAUUUUAUUGCAUGUAAAUUUCACAAAUGCUAUUGGUACUUGGUAGGAUAAAUUUAAGAAAAACUUCUUAUAGUUGUUUUGUACUAAUGCAUUAUUUGAAAGAAGAAAGUGUAGCACAAAGCCUAUUAAGGACAAGCUGUUUUGCCAUCUUUAUGCCCAAUAUUCUGUCAUGAUUAUUGGUAUGAUCGGCCCAUGUUAUCAAAUUGUUUUUGUGUAAAUUUUGUGUAUAUCUUUUAUAUUUUUUUCAAAAUACUUUAGAACAAGUUAAUCCCAUAUCAGUAGAUUACAUUAUUUUAAACCCCAGAGAGUUGAAUUUCAAUUUUGUUUUUGUAAGCAAUCGAGAAUGAGCAUGUGGUGUGGCCUUCCUUUACGUGUCCAAUAUUUCCUCACUUCUCAAAUUUGUUCACAAGACUACGGACACACACCAUCCCAAUGUCUGUCUCCAUGCUCUCUUAUGCCCAUGCACUGCCAAAACAAUAUAUUAUAUUAUUAUUCAAGAAUCUCUAUCAACGAAGUUGCUAAUUGCUCAAUAUCUAACAUUCUUCCUGUGAAGAACUAUAGAUUCAGUUCUCAUAAUUCUAUCAUAAAAAACCAAUCGUAAAAAUUUCACUGU
Molecule: messenger RNA, 1868 nt
Organism: Durio zibethinus
Lineage: Eukaryota; Viridiplantae; Streptophyta; Magnoliopsida; Malvales; Malvaceae
Biological process (GO): regulation of DNA endoreduplication
Source: RefSeq, a predicted model, not a curated record